AUGGAAGAAUUUCUUCUCCGCGAACAAUGCUGUCUACGGUCCGCCAACCAAAGCAAAUGCUCCUCUUCUCAGCGCCGACGGCAGUACCCUACUCACCGCGAAGGCAAAUAUCCUACAACGGUGGCCGAACACAUCAAAGGCGUCCUCAACCGACUCUCCACCAUCUCCGACGCCGCCAUCGCCCGUCCGCCUCAAGUGGAGGCCGACGUCGACAUCUACCUCCCGCCCUCUCUCCACAAAACCAUUAAGGCCAUGCAGCCGCUUUCCAGCAGGAAAGUGCCUGGAUCGGACGCGAUCCCUGCUGAGAUCUACAAACAGGGUGGGCCCCUGCUCAUGGAUCAUCUGAUAGCGCUCUUCCAGGAGAUGUGGCGUCAAGGAGAAGUCCCGCAGAACUCCAAGGACGCCACAAUCGUCCAUCUCUAA
This is a messenger RNA of Spirometra erinaceieuropaei, 423 nucleotides long. NCBI's taxonomy places the organism in Eukaryota, Metazoa, Platyhelminthes, Cestoda, Diphyllobothriidea, Diphyllobothriidae. The record is from the annotation of a GenBank genome assembly.